GAUAAAUGUACAAACCGGAAAGAAAACUUAACUAUGCUUCUCUGCCGGAAUUUCACCGUGUGACACCAGGCGGAAGUAAACAAAGAUGCUAAUAGCGUUAGCUGUAAAGGUGUGCGAGUGAGCAGGAAGUGGGUUGUGUUGCGGUGUGUGAGCUGAAUCUCUGAACUGUUGGAGUAACAAUGCCUUCAGUUCAGUAUCUGAGAGAGUUUAUCAACGAGCGACUAACUGCUGCUGCAGCAGAAAUAUUCUCAGAGUUUGAAAAAACGAUCGUCCAGUACGAGGAAGAGAUCGACCGUCAGCGCAGACUGCUGCAUAUCGCCUGGAAACCCGAAAUAAAGCUGCGCAGGACAGACAUCCCACAGCAACAUGUCUGUAAGGAGGAGGUGGUUCUCACUGGGCAGCAGCUCUUUAACCGGGAGAGGAGCUCCAAUCUGGUCCAGGAGGAACCAGAACCUCCACAGAUUACAGAGGAACCCUGCAGUCAGGAGGGAGAACAGCUUGACUUGAAGGAGGAGACUGAUACCUUUUUUAAGGUGAUUGUUACUUAUGAGGAAAGUGAUCACAGUGAAGCAGAACCAGACAGUGAGCAGCUCCCCUCUCACAGCUCUCCUGUAGCUGAGAGCCAAGAUCAAGAAGGAACCAAGAACUUAGAUUUAGGAGCAACUGGAAAUAGAAACAGAAGCGACAGCAACAAUGCAGAAGACUCUCCCAUGUCAGUAGAUCAGCUUAACACUGAUACAGGUAAAAAAUCCUCAAAAUGUGAUGGUUUUCCUAAAGGAAAAAGAAGAAAGGUCUUGAAGAAAAUGUCUCAAGCAGAACAAAAAAGUGAACAGCUCCCCUCUCACAGCUCUCCUGUAGCUGAGAGCCAAGAUCAAGAAGGAACCAAGAAAGUAGAUUCAGGAUCAAAUGGAAAUAGAAACAGAAGCGACACCAACGAUGCAGAAGACUCUCCCAUGUCAGUAGAUCAGCUUAACACUGAUACAGGUAAAAAAUCCUCAAAAUGUGAUGGUUUUUCUAAAGGAAAAAGAAGAAAGACUUUUAAGAAAAAGUCUCAAAUGAGGAUGCAUCACAGAAUCCCAGCAGGUGAGAAGCUGCAUACUUGCAAAUCAUGCACAAAAAGUUUUACUAUAAGGAGCAAUUUGUUGCGCCACAUGAGAACUCACACAGGAGAAAAGUUGCAUUCUUGCCAAACAUGUGGAAAAGCUUUUAUUCAAAACAGUGAUUUGGUUAUUCACAUGAGGAUCCACACUGGUGAGAGGCCAUAUUCUUGUAAAACAUGUGGAAAAUCUUUCAGCCAAAGUGGUCAUUUGAUGGCCCAUGUGAGAAUCCAUACUGGUGAGAGGCCAUUUUCUUGCAGAACGUGUGGAAAAUCUUUCAGUCAAGGUAGUAAUUUGUGGAGCCAUAUGCGAAGCCACACAAGAGAGAAACUUCAUGUUUGUGAGACCUGUGGGACCAGAUGUUCCGACCAGUAUUCACUUAAACUGCACAACGCAAUCCACACAGGAAAGAGACCUCAUUCUUGCCAGACGUGUGGGAAGACUUUCGUCACGCGCAGUAAUUUGCUGCGCCACAUGAGAACGCACACAGGAGAGAAACCUUAUGUUUGCGAGACCUGCGGGGAAAGAUUCACUCUGUCAACGUCACUUAAAAGCCACAAAACAAUCCACACAGGAGAAAAGCCAUAUCUCUGUAAAACAUGCGGGAAAAUGUUCCGCCAAAAUCAUCAUUUGGUGUUCCACAUGAAAACCCACAAACCUUAGAAGUCAUAGUGCUGAAAAUUUUGUUGAGAAAGCCAUAUCUGUUAAGCCAAGAUCUAAAAACAUCUAAGAGUUCAUACAGGUUCAGUGUAGUGCUUCCAGAUUCAAGCAGCGUUAUACUGCCCCAACAGCUAUUCUGACUUUAGAUUGUUCUAAUAAUAUCUGCCUUCAUUCUGUGGUGAAGCGUUCAGAUUCUCCUAUGAAAACAUAGCAAAUCUUUGAGAACAUUUUACUGUUUAGAUUUAUUUUUUCUUUUGGAAAGUCCCUUAACAACUGACUUCCUCACCCUGGGACCGAAGGAAGGGCUCAGCCAGUCUUCGGAGGAAGCUCAUUUCCACCACUUGUAUCUGUGAUCUCGUUUUUGGUCAUUAGAAACGAGUUUCUAUAUUCACUUUCCUGGUUUGGGGAGAUUUCUUUGAGACUCUUUUCUAAAUGUUCUAAUAACACUAUAAUUGUCCUCUGAGGGUUCAGUAUGUUUUCAGUGGUUUUCUACUACAGCUUCUGUAACAUCUUAUUACAACAAUGUAAAUGUAUGAAGAUCCAUGUAAAUAUUUUUUUUUUUUAAAAAGUACAAGUGGAGAAGCAGCUUGCCAGCGGGUCUCAUUCAUCUGCAGUGUUCAGAAAGCAGCUUGAGCAAGGUCUUCUUCUUCUCCUCUUACAGAGUUACAAAGACUUCACCUCCAUCACUUCGGUUUAGGUCUGCUUUAUUGAACCCUGAUAGGUACGAGAUGAUCCCUGACUGACUGAAAUUUCUGUUGUUCUUUUUUACUGCAUCUCAGUUAUUUGUAGAUUGUGAACUCUGGGACAACUGGAGACAUUACUUAAAGAAUUUUAUUUGUUUAAACUGUUUGGGUUUUAGACUGUAGAUAUUCAACAUUGUUAUAAAAGCUUCUUUAUGAACAAAGUUUCUUUUCUCAAAAGGUUGAUAUUGGUUCAUCUCAGCCAGUCAGUUUUUUCCAUUGCAGCAGUUGAUGGUUUUGAAGCUGAAGUCCUGUUCACUUUUCUGUUUGAAUGUUCAUCCAGUGGCAGGGAGAUGACACUCCCCACCCCAUUUGUUCAAUUCAACUCAAUUUUAUUUAUAUGGCACCAAAUCACAACAGUCACCUCAAGGCACUUUGUAUUGUAGGUAAAGACCCUACAAUUAUUACAGAGAAAACCCAACAGUCAAAAUGACCCCCUAUGAGCAGCACUGCUGCUGCCCAAAAUAUGUCACUUAAGUACUGUUCAUGUAGUCAGUCCCGGAAGGCGUUGCACUCUAUCACCGUCUCCCAAGUACAAACCCCCUGUACACAAAAAUGUUUUUUGUUGCCUCAAAUUGUUAUUCCAUAUGUGGAUGUUUCAAAUGGGCAGGUGACCACCAGGGUUAUUAUAGUUAACAAAAAACGAAUGAAAUAAUGUAAACUCCAUCCAUCC
Messenger RNA from Archocentrus centrarchus (flier cichlid), 3170 nucleotides. Its product is annotated as zinc finger protein 660-like. Lineage: Eukaryota; Metazoa; Chordata; Actinopteri; Cichliformes; Cichlidae. The transcript is spliced from 2 exons. The record is from RefSeq and is a predicted model, not a curated record. Bases 180 to 1760 code for a protein of 526 amino acids.